UGAAACGGUGAUUCGCCUUUCGUCAUGGCCGAUGACGGCGGCGAUGGGUAUGUGUUCCACAUGAAAAGUGUCGCCCAGGACGAUAACGACGAAGACGACGGAGGUGACGAUAUUGGUGACAUUGCUGGGCUAUUAAGUCAGGCCGGUGCUAUUACGGACAACGCCAUUGCCAGUGGCCUGUUGAGUCAUGAUGCAACUAGCCAGCGACCAUCCACUCUGGUCCUCACUCCACCAAGUGAUGCUACGACACCAACCGCCUGCUCAACCCUCGACCACCGCGAAGUCAUUUCGUUUUCGCCAACGAAACAAGUCGAGGUGUCCGACCAGGGCCUACGGGGGCCAGACGUCGUAGUCUCUGCCUCGUUCGUUGGUCGGGUCAGUGACCACGAACGAUCCAUCCUGACUAACACUAACAACGGUCACCACAGCCCACCCAAAGUACUCCCAACAUCCGCCUCAUCUGCGACCAUCGUUGAUGAGAAUGCUGUCAUAUCUACCGUUUGCCACCAAGGGGUUAAAGUGCAAAUUGACGCCGACACACGAACCUAUAAGGGUCCCAACGACCCGACAACACAUGCAAGCAGUACGUCUCCAUUCUUGCCGCAGACAUCCAUGGCAACCCCUCCUUCUUCGUCGUUGAAUGCCCCCCAACCAUCUUCGUCCACAAACACCGCUAUGACUCGCCCCCUCCUUCCUCAACAGCAUCGACGGGACCCCGUCGCCAUCCACACCGUCUCCUCGCGAUCGUCGUGUUCGACCGGCACGGCUCACUGCAAAGUCGCGUACAUAACAGCGUUGCGUCAAUUGGCGGCCAAGAAGGACAAAACAGGGGCCCCUUCCGCUUCUACCAGUCAACACACAACACUAAACACCGCGCCGUCCGAAUCUCACUGGUCGGUGGACACCGCCGUGAACCAGUUGGUUCAACAAGUGCACGACAGCAGCCGUGAUGGAAAUGCCGUGACCCCCGCAGUCAAAUCGGAGAACAACAUCGCAUUAGCAGUUAACAAGUUGUCGAAACCCACGAAGAAGAACCCAAAGUCCAAACAACGGGCGUUUGCGACCGUGGAAGACGCUCGAGAGUGCCGGUUUCACCCGAAAAAGUCUCAGGCCAGCGUCCGAGCAAUGCAAAAUCCAGCAUGUGGCUACGAUUUUGUAUCGCGAACCACCGAUAACGACAAGGAUUUUAUUGGACGCAUGGAUGCCGCAGAACUGAAUCGGCAAAAGCGCCUGGAAACUACUCGCGGUGAAGAAGCGUACAACGUUCGACAGAAUAAAAAACAAUGCCCCAAGUGUGGAAUGGUUCAAUCGUAUGCUGAAUAUCGCGACAAGAAGAAGCGGUGCACUUUCUGCGGCAUCCCGUUCGUGUUGCCCAAGGCGUGGGGCGAUGUGGGGCGUUCGUUCCUCGAGCGUAUGGAGGAAUGGGGCCAGCACCACGAAGCGAACCAGCUCAAGAUCCGGCAUGCUGUCACCCUCCUGGAAACCAACGGCGGGGGAAAGAGCUCGCGGCAAAAGGUGCUCGAAAAACGGCUGGCAACAAGGCACACGGACGACCCGCUGGCAUUUAUCCACGAGUACCUUCGACUGAAACAGACCCAACCAACCAGGAAAACCAACGGACAGCGACGGAUUCAAGUCCCUGCGAAUCUACAGCAGAAGAUUGUAGAAGCAGCCAUCGCUGCAGGUAUUCCGUCGCCCGACCAGCACAACAACAUCCACGACGACAAGGGCUAACGCGAGAAACAAAAAGUUAAUUUAAGAACGACAAUUUUGAAACAGACA
This is a messenger RNA of Aphanomyces astaci, 1782 nucleotides long. RefSeq lists its product as hypothetical. The record is from RefSeq and is a predicted model, not a curated record. Bases 25 to 1734 code for a protein of 569 amino acids. NCBI's taxonomy places the organism in Eukaryota, Oomycota, Saprolegniomycetes, Saprolegniales, Verrucalvaceae. The transcript is spliced from 5 exons.